CUCCAGUCUCCGCUCACCUUCUUUGCUUUUGCCGAUCGGAGCUCUCCGCCCAGGAUCUGCUAUUCAGAAACGCAGAACUACAAUAAGCUCUCCACUGCCUCGUCAUUCGACCACAAACAACAAAUUCCAGGCGGCGCUUCCCCACCGCUGGCAGUGGUGUUGCUGCAUGCAUCUCUAAAGCCAUGGAACCAUAGAGCUCACCGAAUUUCGUCUCUCCUUUCCUCUUAAUUUCAACUUUCGAGACCAGAGAGACUUGACCCAAUAGCUAAACAGAGUCAUGCUUGUGAUGAAUAGGCUUAAAAGGUGCAUUCCCAAAAAAUCGCGUUUUGGCGAUCUGGAGCGGGAACGUGGAGGGCAGAAUGGCGAAUUGGGUGACCUAAAACCAAACUAACCCUCCCAUUUUUGCCAAACCCUAAAGCAAAAUUCCUCUCCUCU
Messenger RNA from Linum tenue, 435 nucleotides. NCBI's taxonomy places the organism in Eukaryota, Viridiplantae, Streptophyta, Magnoliopsida, Malpighiales, Linaceae. The record is from the annotation of a GenBank genome assembly.